This is a messenger RNA of Exophiala dermatitidis NIH/UT8656, 1377 nucleotides long. RefSeq lists its product as uncharacterized. The transcript has a single exon. The record is from RefSeq and is a predicted model, not a curated record. Gene Ontology annotation, molecular function: nucleic acid binding; zinc ion binding. NCBI's taxonomy places the organism in Eukaryota, Fungi, Ascomycota, Eurotiomycetes, Chaetothyriales, Herpotrichiellaceae. The coding region runs from base 1 to 1377 and encodes 458 amino acids.
AUGACAAAUACCGUGCCAACACCGUUGUCUAUCCCUUACAUUCAACGACAGAUCGACAGAAUUUUGGUAACUUUUGGUUCCGCGGCAGAAGUCCUCAAUCUCGAGUUCCCAGAUUCCAUGACCAGCCCAACAUCGAUCAUGCCAGGAUGCACCGUCAUUUGUAACUGGUUCAAAAGAUCGGGAGUGGCGUACCUUCAGUACCGCAACAGAACAUCGGUCGGCCUUGCCUGGAAGACUCUCCACAGAGACCUAAACGGCAGGAGACUGAAUUGCCGACUGUUGCCGCCAGUGCAAAAUGUUACAUCUCAGGACUGGAUACAGACAAUCGAGGUGGGAAACCUUAGCCCGAAGACAGAGGAAAAAGAUCUUCAGGACAUACUACGUGGCUUUGCCCCGGACAACAUCGCGUUCAGCAGAGCUCCCCGUGAAUCGACAAUACAGCAUAACUGGACCCUUUCGUUCCUCGCCAGUAGGUUCAGUGCUCACGGCAGCAAGUUGGCGUCCGUUGAACUUGUUCCUACAGGGAAAAGUCGUCGUUGGAGAGCCUACGCUCGAUUCCAAACUCCCACAGAUACCGGCCUGGCUCUUUCUGUCAGUGGAAGAUACCUUCCUGAGCUGCGAUCGCGGCUAUUUAUGGAGCAAGUCGUCACGGUGGAAAUACCAACUCUGCCCGAGGUUUAUUUCGCAUUAAGUGAUCAGAUCCUAAACAAAUGGCGACAAAGCCACAAGACGAUACACAAUUGGGUCCGGUACGAGAAAGCAGACAAGGCUGUGCUCGUUAUCACUGGAAAACACCCUUACACUGUUGCUGAGCUAAGAGUCGCCAUUGAACAAAUAUUGGCAGGCCGGAUCAUUUUCGCGGACACAAAGCACAAAUCCCUGUGGCACGACUUCUUCCUGACCGACGCGGGACUGUCGUUUCUCAACUCACUAAGCCAGCCGAGGCUGUUGUUUGUCCACCGCGAUCUACGAACACGCCAACUAAUCAUGCACGGCCCAGCCAGUCUCUAUGAACACACGCGAAACACUAUUAUCGCCAUGCUUAGUCAGGGCCAAUCUGCGCACAGUGUGAAUACAAGCCACGACGACUAUGAAGAGGUGCUUAGCCAGUCGUUCCGCUCUUUUGUCUCUUCCCGGCCUGCCCAAUUGUACUACUGUCCGACCCCGAACUGUCCGACAACCCUGCCGGUUGUCCAUGUGGAAGGCACCGGCGGGGAGGGGCUGGUGGUCUCGUGUCCUGGCUGCCGCGAGUUGUUGUGCUCGGCGUGCCAGACAACCAGCCACGAGGGCAUCAGUUGCAUGGAAAUGAGGGAAAUCAGGGCCCGCGUGACGCAGAUUGAGGAUGGGGAGACUUGGAGUCAUGGCAUGUUCUACUAG